Aspergillus saccharolyticus JOP 1030-1 is the source of this 1645-nucleotide messenger RNA. Its product is annotated as Zn(II)2Cys6 transcription factor domain-containing protein. The record is from RefSeq and is a predicted model, not a curated record. Bases 18 to 1538 code for a protein of 506 amino acids. Lineage: Eukaryota; Fungi; Ascomycota; Eurotiomycetes; Eurotiales; Aspergillaceae. The transcript is spliced from 2 exons. Gene Ontology annotation, molecular function: DNA-binding transcription factor activity, RNA polymerase II-specific; zinc ion binding. Gene Ontology annotation, biological process: regulation of DNA-templated transcription.
CCCCCCACCAAAGAAAUAUGCCUCAGCCACGUCCACGAGUCUCCCGAAACUGUGGCAAUUGUCGAGCGAUUAAACGACGUUGCGACCAGCAGCGUCCCCAAUGCGGGCAAUGCACCCGCCUCGGAGAACAAUGCCGGGGCUAUCGAGAUCCCUGGGAGCUUGUAUUUCGCGACCAGACCAACCGAACCAUCCAACGGUCUCGGAUUCAUGCUACAAGACCCCAAAGCCCCAGUGCGGCAGCUCCGACCGAGAUGGUGCAUAGCCCCUUGCCCCCACCCAAUCCCUGCCCAAACAUGGACCAAAUCGGCGUCAAUUAUUUCCUCCACCACUUCGUAACCGACGAUCAUAGUCCAUCGCGUGGCUACCUCAAGUACAUUCCGGCCACGCUUGGCGCCAAUGACGACCACCCCUCCUUGGUCGCCAGCCUGGCAGCGGUGGGCCUGGGGGCGCUGGCGAACUCCGGCCAUCAGCCCGAGCUAGCUCGGCAGGCCCGCCUCAAGUACGCCGAAGCGAUUCGGAGCGUCAACGCCGCCUUAGCCUCGCCAGUGGAGUCUGUCAAGGACAGCACGCUGAUGGCUGUGAUCUCCCUAGGUGUCUUCGAGCACUUCUCCCAGUUCGACUCCUGGGUCCGUCACGUAGAGGGGGCGGCCGCGCUCGCCGUCCUCCGCGGCAGGGAUCAAUUUGCCCGCAGCCCGCUCGCCAUCCUCCUCUUCACCCAGGUUCGGACGGACAUGAUUAUUGCCUGCACACGCCUGAGCCGGCCGUUUCCGGAUGACCUACGAAAGCUCCAGGAGGAGGCCACGAAGCACGUGGACCCGGCCAACGCGAUCUGGCAUAUUGGAAUCCUCGCUACCUGGUGUGUCGACCUGUUGGCGCGGGUGAUGAAGAACCCAGAUCCAGCUCUCUGGCCGGAGAUUCUCGCUGCGGCGCUGGCGCUGCGUCAGGACUUCCAACGUGGCAUGGACAUGCUCGCCGUCCAAGAGCCGUAUUUUACUGCAACCACGAACGAGUUGAUGAUGGCAGGACUUCUGGCCGAGCGUCAUUCUCGCUUGAUCUACGCCGACCGUACCGACCUGUACCCAUCUGUAUGGUCAAUCCGAGCCUGGAACAACGCCCGCUGUAUCCAGAUCAUCCUCUGCGAAGUGAUUUGCUACCUUCUGAAGAGCCUUCUGGCGCGGGAAGUAGCUGCCCCAGCCGCCUGCGUCCAGUUGCGUCAGCAGCAGCUAUACGAGACACGCGAGAUUCUCUCCCGGCUGAGCGAGGAUGUCCUCGCCACGGUUCCGCAGGCUAUGGGUAUCGUGUCUUCGCCAUCAAGUCCUUUUGAGUUCUCCGCCAAUAAUCCUUCUCCUGGGACCAGCGUGUCCGGAGCAUAUAUGCUCAUUUGGUGCCUAUACAUGGCUGGAAUAUCGGAAGCUACAGCAGGUCGGGCUCGGAAGUGGAUCAUCCAACGGUUCCAAGAGAUUGUCCAGGUCUCUGGCAUUGAGCUGGCAUCCCCGCUUCUUGCAGAGGUGAUGAAGAAAGAUCAAACGAGUAGAUGAGACAAUUCCAGCUGGUGCUCAAAUUCUGCAAUGGUUUGGUCGAUGGUGGCGAUUGUUCCACAAGAUAGAUCAAUGUGAUCGGAGUGCGAAGACAAGGUUAAAUCACC